Pelagomonas calceolata is the source of this 3886-nucleotide messenger RNA. The record is from the annotation of a GenBank genome assembly. Lineage: Eukaryota; Pelagophyceae; Pelagomonadales; Pelagomonadaceae.
GCUGAGGGGUAAUUUUGUGCGCAGAGCAGCAAGCCUGUACGCAUGGUGGAACUGAGUUGAACGGUACGAAUACUUCGCGCGAGUAGUGCUGUUGUUGUGCGUGCGUUGCACAAGCGCAAGCCGGGACUGCUGAAACCACUCUGCUGCAGCACCCAGCCAAAAACCUGCGUCGCGCAUUGACAGCAUGUCGACCUUCGAGACGCCGGUCCGGCCCGACGUCCAAGUGCCAAGAGGUGACAUCCUAGCCGCGUUACGGGCACCGCCGCCAUCCGCCGUCCGAGCGGCGACGCCACCACAUAGACCAACAAAAGCGCAGGAGUUAGAAAUAGAACAGGAGCGCCAGGCCCAGGCUUUAAGGGAGUUAGAUGCGUUACGUUUAGUGUUCAGAGGCGCGCACCAUCGACGGGGCGCCUUCGACGAGGAGGAGGCGCAACCCGAAGAAGAAGCCGGCUGGGCCGACCUGAGCGUCGAGCCGACGUGGCGGUUGCGCGAGCGCAUGAAGACCGUAUCUGUUGCUUUGGUAUUAUGCUUAAAUAUAGGGACGGACCCUCCCGAUGCGGUCGCGGCCUCGCCGAGAGCGAGACGGGAGUGCUGGCUCGAACCGUUUGCCGGACCUUCUAGGCAGAAAGCUCUCGAAACAAUCGGCGCAGCUCUACAAGCGCAGUACGAACGGUGGCAGAGUCGCGCGAGAUAUAGGCAGUUGUUGGAUCCGACGGCGGAUGAGUUAAGGAGGCUGUGUGCGGCAUUACGAAGAUCAGCCCGAUCGGACCGGGUCCUCGUCCACCUGAACGGCCACGGCGUCCCCCGACCGACGGCGAACGGCGAGGUCUGGGUCUUCAACAAGAACUACACGCAGUACAUACCUCUCUCGGUGUAUGAACUACGAGCGGUCGUGCAGGCGCCCGCGGUUUUUGUCCUCGACUGCUCGGGAGCUGGGAUUUUACUACCACACUUCCGAGCGGCCAUGCCCCGCCCGAACGACGACGACGAAAAACCGCAAACACCGUUAAAGGACGAUUGCAUCGUGCUGGCGCCGUGUGCCGCGGACGAGACGUUACCUUCUGAUCCUAGAUUGCCGGCUGAUCUAUUUACGGCUUGCUUGACCACACCCAUAUCGGUAGCUUUGAGGGAUUUUGUGAGGAGGCACCCCGACUCCGCCCGAGGGAGGUUAGACGAAGAAACGGUGGAGGCGGGCGUGCCCGGGCGACUAGGCGACCGAAAGACACCGCUCGGGGAGUUGAACUGGAUCUUCACGGCCGUCACGGACACGAUCGCGUGGAACGUGUUACCCGCUCGGUUGUUCCAGCGCUUGUUCCGCGAAGAUUUGUUGUUGGCUUCAUUGUUCCGGAACUUCCUGUUGGCGGAACGAGUCUUCAGACGCCAUGGGCGGACACCGGCCACAAUCCCAGCCUUACCGCCGACGGCCGACCAUCCUUUGUGGGCGGCCUGGGAUUUGGCCGCGGAGGGCUGUCUCGCGAGAUUGGCGUCGGCUCAAAACGCUUCACCAGUAAAACAGCCUUCCGAAACGCCGGAGAAGGCGCCCGAGCCGUCCCCCAAAGAAACUGAAGACCAGCCGCGCGUCCAUCACAGAUCACUGAGAGUUUUGGCUCGCGUGCCACCAGCACCACCGGAGCCCACAGAACCGUCGCCCUUCUUCGAGGAACAAUUGACCGCGUUUGAAGUUUGGUUGAGGUUUGGCGCUGGAGCUGUCGCGAAGCCGGAGCAACUGCCCGUGGUAUUACAAGUACUACUAUCACAAGCGCACCGUGUGAGAGCACUAGUUUUGUUGAGAAGAUUUCUGGAAUUGGGUCCGCGCGCCGUGGACGUGGCGUUAUGUGUCGGUAUCUUUCCUUAUGUACUUAAGCUGCUACAGUCGCCGGCGCCGGAGUUGCGACGGCCCUUGGUGGCGAUCUGGGCGGCUAUCUUGGCUUUUGAUGGAAGUUGUAGAAGCGACCUAGCUAGAGACGGCGCGAGGGAAGCGUUUGUAGCUCAUUUAACUUAUCUAAGCAGGGAAGACGAUUCAGGAGAAAAUACGGAACAGAAAAGAUUAGCUUGUUUUAUCUUAGCGACGGUCUGUCGGGGAGAACCGUCGGCGAGAGACGCUUGUUUAACUAAGAGAUUGGACGCCGUACUCUUAGAUCUGCUCCGGAACGACGAAGGAACGCUGACGACGUCGCAUCUGAGGCGGUGGCUGUUACUAUGCAGCGGCGCUCUGGUCGACGGCGCGGCUCCCGAAGCGACGCAGGACGCGCGCGGUCCUUUGAAAGAGGAAGUUAUACGACUGGCUUUGGCUGACGCGGAUCCGUGCUGCCGCGCCUGCGCGUUAGAUACUGUUGGGAGCAUGCUCUGCGUCGACGAGGACGUGACGGAAUGUGCUUCUAUACUAAAAACAGCAUGCCGGGACGGCUCGGCGUUCGUUAGAAGGGAGGCUGCUUUAUUGAUUCAUGCAUUAUCAAAGAAGGGUCAUCAAACGGCAUUGAAAGCAUUAACUGAAGAGGGCCAAGGCGAAAGCAAGGGCGACGACUGCUACGAAUCUAUAUUUCGAAUUUUACAGCUUCUUUGUAAAGAUCCCUUCGCACCGACCGCAGAAACAGCUCGUAGUGUAUUGGACGCCAUCACGCAGGACACCCCUAUGACAAGGGAGGGCGCGCGGCAGUGGGCGUCGAAACGCUUCGGUCUGAGUCUUAGAAGUACCAGUGUAGCGGCGGCCUUCUCGCAAUCAUCUACGAGCUUGGAAGAGCUCUUAGAAAUGGACCCCCUAUCUUCUGAUGGGGAGAUGCGGUUAUACAGAAGACAUCGUAAUAGAUAUUGUCUGCGAGAAGCCUCAGCAUCCAGAAGAAGGGCCAAGGAGGCCCUCGCGGCGCGGGAACAGGAGAAGCGCGGCGCGCCGUCGACGCAAGUUCUAAGAUUUGCGCAGACGAAGACGUUCGAGAACGUCGGCGCCGAGAUGACUUCUGUGAUGCGGUUCCAUCCCUUCGAGAGCGUGUUGGCCGUCGUUGAUGAACGUUCAGGUGUCUCGCUGUGGGAUUUCAACGACGGGGCGGCCGUGGCGCGCUGGAACAAUGGGGACUUGCGAACUACCAGUAUAGAGUGGGUGAAUGCGCACGCUUCGUCAUUGCUCUUAGCGGGUGACGUCGAUGGUGUGGUGCGCGUCUGGGGCGGUCUUGGUCUAGAACAGGGUCCUUACGAGGAGCGAUCUGUUAGGGUUGUGUCUGCAUUCAGAGCUAUUGAUGUUGUUUCGUUCCAGAAGAGUGCUGGCUUGGUUUGUAGCUGGUCCGCACGAGAGGCGCAUUUGUACUGUGCUGGUGAUGCCAAUUCUCUCGUGAGCUGGGAUUUGGAGCGGGAAUGUAGCGUAAGGGCCAUGGCUACCGACACGGACGCCUGUGCGACGGUGGUCACGACGCUACCCUUGCAGCCGCAUCGCGUCACUUUGGGCUUUGCCGACGGCCAACUCAAGGUCUUUGACCUGCGAGAUCGCGCGACGCGGCCCUGCCAGAGCUAUGCUCAUGAGCACUCGUCCUGGAUCGUCCACGCGGACGCGCAUAAACAUUCACCUUCCGAAUUAUGUUCGGGGUGUGUUGCUGGUGAUUUGAAAUUUUGGGACGCGCGCAUUGCCGGUGUUUCUAACAGAACGCUCGACGUGCAAAAUUCAGCGAUGACCGCGUUGUCGGCGCACGCCGAGGCGCCGUUACUCGCGUCGGGCUCGCACAACCAGUUCGUGAAGUUCAUGCUGCGGGACGGCGACCAGUUGAAUAUUGUGCGGUACCACGACGGGGUGUUCGGGCAGCGCAUCGGCCCCGUCGCGUCCUUGGCGUUCCACCCGACGAAAUUAGUGGCCGCGGCGGGGUCGACGGACGCCGUCGUGGGGAUCUAUGCCGCUUCCUAA